Molecule: messenger RNA, 1089 nt
Organism: Sphenostylis stenocarpa
Lineage: Eukaryota; Viridiplantae; Streptophyta; Magnoliopsida; Fabales; Fabaceae
Source: the annotation of a GenBank genome assembly
AUGACUUUGACGCAGGUAUGUUUUAGGAAUUUUCAGCGGUUUCAGCUCAUUAUGUCAAAGGAAGAACCUUAUGCGCGUUAUGAGGAACUGCGAAUGGAUCAAGGACAAGCAACUGGAAUAUCAACCUCCAACGGUGGAACAAGUAGUUUUGAUCAAUUUGAUGACGCUGCUGCAUCUUCGACUAAAAGGUCGCGACCCAUGUUUGAAUUUGAUAUUGAGGACCCUUUUGUUAAUAAUAAUGCUCUACAUCAACAAGAAAGAUCUUUAUCAGUAGCAACACCCCAGGGAGAACUAGAGAGAGAUUUCCAAGCCCCAGAACACUCCACUUUGUUCCAUGUCUCUCAAAACACUCUUCACCCUGAACUGUUUUAUCAGCUUGGGAAUAUGGAAAUGGGAGCAAAGAAUGGAAGUUACUUUCCAAUUCCUUCACCAACUUCUCAAGGCACUGUAACUAGCUUGAGCAAUGGUAGUUACCAUUAUCCAACAUCAAACUUCACGGCACAGCUACAUGGAGACUCUUCUUCAAGUCUCAAACUGUCACCAACUCAGGAAUUAAGUCCACAAAACCAACUAGUUGCAAAUGGUGCACCAGCACCUUGCUUUCCGACGACACAAUGGAACAGUUAUCUCAAUUUGCAGAAACCGCAUUCUCAACUUUCCACUGGCCUAGGGGCAAUCCCGGAGAUGAUGCAGUUCGGAGGAUUAAACAGUUUUUCUUCUGAUAGAAGUGGAAGAUCCUUCAAUGAAUCUCGAUCCUCAAACACUCCAAAGCAUGGGGUCAGAGGCAAGAUUUAUCCAAUUCCCAGCCCACGUGAAAUGGGAGAGCCAUCAUCAAGGAAUGUGAAGAUGAAAAUGACUCUGUCAAACAACAUGUCAUCGACUGAGCUUCAUGUGGGUAGCUUGCUUAAUCCAAUUACUCAAAACAAUGGAAACCCUCAGCCACCAAGGCUUGUGAAAAACUCCCUUUAUGAUCCAAUAUAUGAAAAAAGGGGCCUUCCAGUGGAUCCCAUUCUGAGGACGUUUUUAAUGGGGCAGGAAGCAUACAUGAUGCAAGAAGACUCGUCGGCAAAACACAUGUUCGAUGCCUGA